Aspergillus aculeatus ATCC 16872 is the source of this 594-nucleotide messenger RNA. Its product is annotated as BTB/POZ domain-containing protein. The transcript has 2 exons. Bases 1 to 594 code for a protein of 197 amino acids. The record is from RefSeq and is a predicted model, not a curated record. NCBI's taxonomy places the organism in Eukaryota, Fungi, Ascomycota, Eurotiomycetes, Eurotiales, Aspergillaceae.
AUGGCAAGCAACAGAGCACAAACGAAAAGGCCUAAGCGAGCCGCUCCUCAGAACAAUGCCGGGGUGCAGCCAAAACGCCCCAAACCAUCCAUCGCGUGGAUCAAAGUACUGGUAGGCCCGCACGGCACGAUGUACCGGAUUCCCGAACGAAGAGCCCGUUCGUCAUCGGAGUUCUUCGACAAAGCACUGGCGGGGACAUGGAAAGAAGGCACGCAGCGUACUGUCAGGCUUCCCGACGUUGACACUCGCACGUUCGGAGAGUAUUUCUGGUGGCUCUACCAUCCAACCUAUAUUCCCAGUUCGAAGUUCAAAGACCUUGUCGAGGCGUAUAUCCUGGCUGACAGGCUUAUGGUUAAAGAUUUCGGGAACCAGUUGAUCAAUAUGAUUGUGACACGGUUAACUGGUGGCAGCAGCGGAUAUCGCUCUCCUCCUUCCAAGGAGGAGAUGGAGUUCGUGUGUCGGACGUUACCUCCCCUGACGCCUCUUUACCGGCUGCUGGUAGAUUUUGAAGUCUACGUUGGGUCGUUCGCAAUGAAUUGGCUGAAGGACAUGGAUGUGGACAAGUGGUUUCGGCUAUGGAUGGUGAAAAGCUGA